Molecule: messenger RNA, 2190 nt
Organism: Labeo rohita (rohu)
Lineage: Eukaryota; Metazoa; Chordata; Actinopteri; Cypriniformes; Cyprinidae
Gene: akap17a
Product: A kinase (PRKA) anchor protein 17A
Molecular function (GO): nucleic acid binding
Source: RefSeq, a predicted model, not a curated record
GUGACGUAUGCGGAAGCGGUGAGCAGCAUCAUGUCCGUUAGUUUGUUGUGUGCGCGGACUGACCGCUGCUGCUGCUGUUAUUGAUGUUUCAGUCUGAAGCUUUCAGAGAGUGUUCAGCUGAAGCGUCUCCAGAAUGACGUCCAUCGUGAGCGACACGGCCGAGGCGGUGGAUCUGUGUCCAGAAUACAACCUCUACCUCAAGCCCAUCGCCAAAAUCACGGUGAGCGUGGCUCUUCCUCACCUCAAGACGCCCGGCAAAUCCAUCUCCAACUGGGAGGUGAUGGAGCGUCUGAAGUCCAUGGUGCAACCGGAGCAGUUUUCCUCCCUGCGCAUCUCCAAGAGCACCAUGGACUUCAUCCGCUUCGAGGGCGAGGUGGAGAACAAGAGCGCCGUCAAACGCGUCCUGACCAAGCUGGACGGAAAAAGCAUCAAGCUCAGCGGAUUCACAGACAUCCUAAAAAUCCGUGCCGUCGAAAACAAAGCCGAUUUUCCCACCCGUCACGACUGGGAUUCCUUCUUCCGCGACGCCAAGGACAUGAACGAGACGGUUCCGGGAGAACGGCCCGAUACGGUCCAUCUGGAGGGGCUCCCGUGCAAGUGGUUCUCGCCGAAGGACGGCGUUCCCGACAGACCCUCGGAGACGGUGCUCAGGACGGUUUUCCAGCGCUUCGGGAAGAUCCGGAACGUGGACAUCCCCAUGCUGGAUCCGUACCGGGAGGAGAUGACCGGGAAGAACUUCAACACCUUCUCGUUCGGGGGACACCUGAAUUUUGAGGGGUACAUUCAGUAUCAGGACCACACGGGCUUCGUCAGAGCCAUGGACUCGCUCAGGGGGAUGAAGCUCAUGUUUAAGGGCGAUGACGGGAAGGCCGUCGCCUGCAGCAUUAAGGUGACGUUUGACACGACUAAACACCUGAGCGAUUCCUCGCUGAAGAAACGUCAGCAGGAGCGACAGAAGCUGCAGGAGCUGGAGAAACAACGAGAGGAGCAGAAACGCCGAGAGAAGGAGGAGGAGGAGCGACGCAAGGAGGAGGAGAGGAAGCAGCGUGAGCAGGAGGAGGAGGAGAAGGAGAGGAGGAGAGAGGAGAAACUGCGCAAACGAGAGCAGAAGCUGAAGGAGAAGGAGGAGAAGAAGACCCAGAAGAAGCUGAAGAAGCAGCAGGAGGAGGAGCAGAAGAAGCUCCAGCUGAAGAUCGCAAUGGAGGAGCGCAAACUGCUGCUGGCGCAGAGGAACCUCGAGUCCAUCCGACUCAUCGCCGAGCUGCUCAGCAGAGCCAAGAGGCUGAAGCAGCAGCAGGUGGAGCAGCAGCAGGUGGAGCUGGCGCGGCUGCAGCAGCUGGAGGAGCGCAGACGGCAGCAGGAGGACGAGCUGCGGCGCGUGGAGGCCGAGAAAGCGCGAGCGCUGGAGCUGCAGAGGAAAGAGCGCGAGCUGCGCGACAGACUGCUGGGAAACCUGCUGAAGAAGAGCACCAACACGGACGAGAACGUCGCCGCCCCGCUCGUCCACGUGGACCUGCAGAUCUGCGGCGCGCAGGCGCAGCUCAACGGCGUGACGCUGCCGACGGAAAACCCGGACAAAGAAACCAGCAACUCCAAGAAACAGGAGGAGCGCACGGACGGAGACAGACGCGAUCGCACGCGCAGACGCAGCGGCGGGAGACGACGCAGCCGCAGUCGGGGCAGGGGCGGUCGCAGGCGGAGCGGAAGCCGGACGCGGGGCUCUCGCGGCAGACGCGGCAGGAAGUACAGCCAGAGCAGCAGCAAGAGCCGCAGCAGCAGCCGCAGUCAGAGAGGAAGCAGCAGCCGCAGCCGCUCGUCCAGUCGAGGACGACGCAGACGCUCGCGUCACCGAUCCAGACGAUACUGAAAGAGUGUGAGGUGAACCUCAUGAAAACACACCCAGGUCACUUUCACCUCAGAAAUAGAACAGAAAAGAUUAGAAAUUAUAGUUUGCAUAAAUGAAGUGAGGCCUGUUUUAGAACCAGUUUUACAAGCUUGUUUUGUUUUGUUUUGUUUUAUUUUAUUUUAUUUUUACCAGCAAUUUAUGUUAUAUUAUGUUGGAUAAUUAUUUAUUAAAAAUAAAGAUUUUAUUUUGUUUUUUUCAGUUUUAUUUAUUUAUUUUCCCCCCCCAGUAUACUGUUUUUCAUAAAGAACUUGAAGCCUUAUUUUUUCCCCCCCUUUUCUUAUAUU